UUACACAAUAAAGUUUAUAAAUAAUAUUCUAUAAAUAUAUUGAGCACAUAAUAUUAAUAUAAAAUGUAAUUAAUUGUGAGAAAUAUUAUCAGGAACACAUGGGAGAACUUAUCUGCUCCUUUUAAAUAUGGGAUCUUUUAUUUCCAUUCCAUUGAUCGAAUAGAUUGCUGUUUAAUUGCGUAAACACAAAAGAACAUCUUUGACAAUCAAACACUAAAUUAUCUGGUAAAGAACUCAAACCCUUAACCUACUGACUCACAUGUGAAGUACUAACCACUGAGCCACAAAUGACACUGUAAAGUUUGAGUCGUGGGAGAAGCCAGAAUAAGCCUAAUUUUAAAAUUAAGAAACAUGCCAUUUCAACUAUAAUUUAUACGCAAUUAUUCAUGCAAUAGAUAAUUGGAAUCAUGGUUGCAGUGUGUGCCAUCUUCAAAGUGCAAUGUGGGCCUAGACCACCUGCAGACUCCCCUCCAAAUCAUACAAAUCCUUGACUUGGAAAAUCUAUUCAUCCUUUUCACAUCUGUGUCCCAUUCUUUUCACCCAAUUGAUCAUGACUCCUGGAAAUCACUGUAGGGCAUCUUCAGAGGAAGAACUGGUAACUCAUCUUCUGUGAUUUGUGGACCUGCUCUCCAAAUUAUUCGAUUCAUAGAGUCAUAGAGUCAUGCAGCAUGGAAACAGGCCAUUUGGCCCAACUUGCCUAUGUUACUACUUAUCUCACGAAACAUAACGUGCUGGAGGAACUCAGAGGACCAGUCAGCAUCUGGGAUGAGAAUGGACUAUCCAUCACACAUCCCCUUUCCUUGCUUGCAUUCCCCACAUACAUUACCUCACACUUAAUCAGACUAAAAUCCAUUUACUACUUUUGUGUUCACCUCAUGAACCCUUUGAUCACUCCUGUGAUUUGAACCUUCUUUUUCACCGUCAACCACACCGCCAAUUUUGGUGCAAUUUCUUCAUCAUGGCCCUUACAGUUAGCAGGUUCACUUGAUCGGUCGGGACCAAAGGUAACUUUCACUGUCAAACAUAGGAUGAUGAGGGAAAGGCUGUGCAGACUGAUAUGAAUCAUCUUUUAAAUUUCUCUACAUUGAAAGGUGAAAACUGGUAGGGGGAAUGUGUGCCCAAAAGGGACAGUAAAUUGACAGAAAGAAUCAGAGAGAAUAUUGAGAAGAUUUACUUUUUUCCUGAACCGUUAUUAUGAUAUGGAAUAACCAAUCUGAAAACAUGGCAAAAAGCAGCAUCUAUAGUAAGUUUCAAAAUGACUUAUAGUUUAGUUUAGGGUGUGGAGACACAGUGUGGAAACAGGCCCUUAGCCCACCGAGUCCAUGCUGAGCAUCGAUCAGUAGUUCGCACUGGUUCUAUGUUAUCCCAGUUUCUCAUCCACUCAGUACACACUAGGGGCAAUUUACAGCUGCCAAUGAACACACAAACCUGAACACCCUUGGGAUGUGGGAGGAAACCGGAGCACCUGGAGGAAACCAAUGUUGUCACUGGGAGAACGUGCAAACUCCACACAGACAGCAUCCAAAGUCAGUAAUGAACCCGGGUCUUUGGAGCUGUGAGGCACUGUUCUACCAGCAAAAAAAUAGAUACAGCAAGGGAAAAAAUAGUAGGGUGGAACUAAUUGGGCAACUCUUUCAAAGAGUCAGUGCAGGCAGGGUGGGCUAAUUGCCCAUUUUGCUCUCUGAAACAAUGUGAAUUUUUUAGGCUUUUCUAGACUUUCAAAGCUUGAAGUUAUCCCAUUGUGAAAAGCUAGUAGGAGCUGCAGAAACUCGACUGAAUCUUAUGAGUGUUUUUCUUAACUUGAUCCAUUUCAAGUUAUCCACUUUUUUUUUUGCAGUGUGGAUCUGUUCCAGUUUGUGAGCUGACUUCUGCUCUUCCCCUGUGUCCAGGCCCCGUGAUUACCAAGAAUGGAGCAGCAAUAGAAUGGUGAUCCACAGCAGUGCACAAACUGCGCCUGCAGAAUCUUUAGCCCCUUUGCCAAAAUCUCACUGUUACAAUCUUUUUUUGCCAGAAAACUUUACAAAGGAGAAACAAAUAGCCUUCCCUGGCUCCAGCUAUAUAGUCUCUUAAAAAAAAUCGCUAUAGCUAUUAGCGACGAUAUGUUCAGUACAGUAGUCUGGAUUCUGGAUUAACGACAGAAACAGUGUAAUUGGAACCAUCCCUAUAUACUUCACAGUAGACACCUAGACAUACUGCCAGCAGGUUGCUAUGAAAGCAGUGAUAUGCAUGCAACAAGAAGCAGAUGCCAUUGGAGAAAAUAUAUUCUUCCGUUUGGUGACUUAGUGAAGUCGGUUUACCUGAGCAUUAUUCGAGUACGGUGCUGAUGAUUAAUUCUGAAUUUAACAGCCUUCUAUCUGCGUAAUACCCCAUGGAAAAAAUGGGAGGUUACUGUUAGGCCGCCGAAGGCUUGGUUGAAAAGAUGAAGAAGUCCACUGCUGCAUCAAACCAGCUGGUGCUCUUUGCUCUGUGGUGCUGUGCCUGUGUCUCUGUGUUAAGGAGCAGUAACCACACACUUAUCUUUCAAAAAGAGAGCAACUUCCGGAACUGCAGCUGCGUCUCCAGUAUCCCAGACUGUGGGUUUGCUCUUGCCAACCUUAUGUGCAAAUGUAGGACUGUCUUUUCUAAGGAUAUUGAUAAAACCAGCCCGACAUUUAGUCACAGCAGCAGGUUAGUGGUGUGGCUGUCAGACACCACUACUGUAGGGCUGCUGCUGAAUUAUUCAUCAGUCCCAAGCCUCAGACUUUCUUUGUGCAACCCUGAUGCUGUACUGACUGAAUACCUUGUCAUCUUUGGCCUGAAAGAGCUCUGUGUGACAAACCCCAAGUCAAAAGUCAAAUACCCACUGCAGAACAUAACGAUAUACAGCACACGGGGUGCUGUCGUUGAGUCGUCUUUGCAGAAUGGCAUUGGAUUCUCAUUUUACAUUUCAUUCUUAAACAUGGCGCUGAUGCACGGAGAUUCUAAAUUAAAAGCAUAUUCGGUGCCAAAUGUCACAAAUAUUGCUGAAUAUUUUCCAGAUCUUCAAUAUGACACAACCUCCUUCCCCUUGGAGACUGGCAGUUCUCUUGUUACAUUUAUCUAUGUUUAGGCACUGCAACUAGUUCGCUUUUCUUUGCUCACUAAGGGCAACAUUGAUGCUGAACUUGCAAGAAUCCAUUUGCAUGCAAGUUUUGAGGAACUUCUGAGCUCAGCUUUUCCAUUAAUCAUGUCACUCCAAUUUUAACACUUCCCACAUGAACAAAGGGGGGGCAGAAUGGUGAGAACUAGAUUAGUAUGUAUAUUCAGAUCUUGGCUCACAUCACCAAGUGAUUUCACUGUAAAUAUCUGCUUUGUAUUGUAACUUGAAAAAAAAUGUUUGUCAGUAUUAACUUACAAUGCUUCAUCCAAAGAUCUUAUGAUCUUUGGCUUCAUCUAUGGAACCAUAUAUAUAAUCUCAAAAGGCAGGCUUUUUUCCUCCACUUUACAUCAACUUUAAAUAGCACUAACAGCAACUGGCAAUAUCAUGCUAGUUUCUGUUUCCUCUAAGACGGCAAGGCUCAAGAUUUCUGGGAAGAGAUUAACGGCACAGUGGUGUCGUGGCAGAGUUACUACCUCACUGUGCCAGAGACCCAGGUUCGAAUCCUACCAUGUGUGCCGUCUGUAUGCAGUUUGCAUGUUCUCCCUGUGACCGCAUGGGUUUAUUCCAGGUGCACCGAUUGCCUUCCACUCUCCAAAGUUGUGCAGGUUUGUAGGUUAAUUGGCUUCAGUAAAUUGCCCCUAAUGUGCAGGACAUAGAACUGGUUCAUGGGGGAUUGAUGGUCAGCAUGGAGGGCCAAAGCACCUGUAUCCACGCUGUAUCUCUAAAAUAUAAUAAACUAAAUCAGGUGUUAGAAACAAAGAACUGCAGAUGCUGGUUUAUACCAAAGAUAGGUACAAAGUGCUGGAGUAACUCAACGGGUCAGGUAGCAUCUCUGGAGAAAAAGGACAGGUGACAUUUUGUGUCGGGACCCUUCUUCAAACCUUCUUCUUCAGAGUCUGAGGAAGGGUCCCGACCCAAAACAUCUCCUGUUUUUUUUAAACCAGAAUGCUGCCUGGAUUAGGAGAGUAUCAGUUAUAGCGAGAGUUUGGACAAACUUGAAUUGUUUUGAAAUGUUGGAGGUUGAGGGGAGAUCUGAAAUAAAUUAAUAAAACGAUGAGAGGCAUAGAUGGGGAUGACAGUCAGAACCUUUAUCCCUGGGUGGAAAUGUUAUAUACUAGGGGCAUAGCUUUAAGGAGAAACGGGGAAAGUUUAAAAGGGAUGUCCAGUGCAAGGCUUUUACACGGCAGUAGUGGGUGCCUGGGACGUGCUGCCAGUGCCAGGAAUGUGGUGGAAGCGGAUAAGAUAAUGACUUUUACGAGGUUUUUAGAUAGGCACAUGAACAUGCAGUAAAUACGAAUAGUGUUUACAAAUUAGGCAUCAUGUUCGGCAGAUAUCGUUGGGCCAAACGCCUUGUUCCUGUGCUGUACUGUUCUAUAUUCUAUGUUCUAACCCUGACUUCCAUAGCCAAGUUAAUCAAAGCAUGCAUGUAAGGCCUAAUUUGAAGUUGUAGGAAUUACAAAUAACUGUGUUUUCAGACCAUGAAUUUUGAAAAUCACACUGCAGAUGAAUUUUGCAUGAUAAUAAGAAGUUUAACAUGAAAAAUAAAAAUACUGGGGAAUAUGAAAAUUGUGAUGAAAAGGAUGCAAACAUUUCAAGUUGCUGUAUAAAAAUACAUAAAUGUGCACAAAAUAGUUUUGCUCUUGGUGGUUACUUUUCAACAACACAAUGCCAUUUUUUUUUUACUGUGGGAACAAGUUUUUGGCCCUUGGAUCAUAAUUAAAUUUAUGCGUGAGAUGAUUUCCAUCUGCUGUGACUUAAACCUUGAAGUAAUCCAUGCUGCACGUGAAGUGCACCCUUGGUCAUCAUGCCUUGCAAAGGAAAGUUUCUGUUAUUGGAGAAAAGCUGUUCCCUUGGUGUUGAGAGGAUCUAAGUAUAAAAUAAGUGAAUCGUAUUUCAUCCAAAACUCACACAUCUUACCCUCCUGUGCUGAUUCAUACUGGCAAGACUGAUGUUUAUCCAGCAUCAUUCAUGCGUCUGAUAACAUACAAUUCACACACUGCACAUUUCCCCCAUUGCUAGUAUAAACUGUGGCAUUUGAGUUGAGUUUAAUUGAGUUUAGUUUAUUGUUACGUUACAAAGGUACAGUGCAAAGCUGUUUCUCGUGCUAAACAACAUCUGGGACCAAAAAUAAAUUAUGAGCUAGGAGUUCACUAUGCAAGGAUUGAUAAAGAGACAUAAAUUAAGGAUUGGCAUUAUGCCAUCUGUACUUUGCACGCACCAUCCACCAACCUUAGUUUCCAGCGGUCAGGAUUGCAGUAGUGAUUCUUUCACCUUCUGCAUCCUUUUUGUACAAAGCAAGUCCGAGCAAAAUGCAACAAACACCCCUUAAUCAGAACAUACCUUGCAAUGGUGUGCGGGCAAUUCAUGGAACAAGACACAAUCAAGGUGGACGAUCACACGGGGAAUGACAAGGCCCAAUGGAGAUCACACAAAAUGUGUAAGAAGGAACUGCAGAUGCUGGUUUACACUGAAGAUAGAUUCAAAAUGCUAACUGAGUGAGUCAGGCAGCAUCUCUGGAGAGAAGGAAUAAGAAACGCUUCGGGUUGAAACCCUUCAUCGAAAGUCUGAUGAAAUGUCUUAACUCGAAACAUCACCAAUGCCUCCUCUCCAGAGAUGCUGCCUGACCCAUUGAGUUGCUCCAGCAUUUUGUGUCUCUCCUUAUUGGAGAUAAUUGGGUUCCCAAUUUCACAUCUCAUCACUGUCAACAGCUAUUACUGCAGGCUACCUUGGGAAGAAUAAUUUAACCUCUGGGGUCAUUGGAGAAAUGAUGUGACAGCUAUGGAUGCAUGCAGCCUCUGUAGGGAACCACACAGAUCCCAAUUUAGCACAAGAUUUAGUCCACAGAAAGUGCUUUUUAACGUACUAUUGCAGAUUUCCUUGAUUUUCUACCCUGACUUCCAGUUGGCCAUUGACACUUAAUUGAGUACAUUAAAAGAAAGUAAAAUUCAAAUUGCAGGAACUGGAACCUUAGUUGGAUGGACAAGAUGCAGUAUUUUGGUUAGGCUACAUUUGGAGUAUUGCUUGCAGUGCUGGUUGCCCAAUUACAGGAGAGGUGCGGAGGAUUUGAAGAGGUUGCAAAACAGGUUUACCAGAAUGCUGCCUGGAUUGGAGGGUGUCAGCUACAGGGAGAGGUUAGAUAGACUUGGAUUGUUUUCUCUGGAAUGUCAGAGGUUGAGGGGAGACUUGAUAGAAGUAGAUAAAAUUAUGAUAUAGACAGGGUGGAGGUCCAAUAUUGGCUGGCAAAGCUACAAGGUAGGACAAGAAACGUUUAACAGAGAUGUGCAGGGCAAGUUUUUUACACAGAUAGUAAUGGGGCCUGGAACGCAUUGCUAUGGGUCGUGGUGGAGGCAGGUAUGUUGGUGGUGUUUAAGCAUUAGGUAGGCACAUGAAAGUGUAGAGAAUAGAGGGUAUGAAUCACAUACAGGCAGGUGAGAUCAGUUUAGCUUGUCAUCAUGUUCGUCACGAACAUUGUGUUCCUGCGCUGUACAGUUUUUAUGUUCAGUUAAGAUAACACAUUCUGAUAAUCAUCUUUCAACUAAAAAAUUGCUGAGUACAUGACAAAAACAUUACAUUGCGCAAUAGGAUUUACAUCCCCAUCGAUUUUAUGGCUAUUGAUUGAAGAAGUGUUUUCUUGUCAACGGGACAACAACCCUUCUGAGUGGUUUCAUUGGGAUCAUCAUAAGAAAAGAUUCACGGGUCUGAUACCAUUUAAAGACCCAUCAAAUUGCUAGCUUCAUCUCUGUGGUAUCAGAUUAUAUGUUCAUUUACUGGAGAGGAGAUUCAAUCCAUAAUCUUCUGACUCGCAACCACAAUCACCAGCUCUUAGACAAGGAUAAAGGUCAACAUAUUUUCAUAAUGGUUUCUGGUGACUCAGUCUAUUUGCAAUGAUUGACAUUGAAGAAUCCAAGGAGAAGGCCCAGAUUCCUUUCAACCCAAUUCAUGAUCACUCUGUGCCUUGAAGAUGCAGAGCAUUCCAAACAGGACAAACAACAAGACAAAACUCGACUGACGUGUUCAGAUUUAGUUGGUUAACCAUCAGUAAGACUCUUACAAACUAGUGAGUUGUUGGUAGUUUAGUAGUGACAGCACCAAAGUUACCAGCAAUCUCCCACCAUGAAGGAUUACCAUGAAGAGAAACAUAUAAUAGAAACAUAGAAAAUAGGUGCAGGAGUAGGCCAUUCGGCCCUUUGAGCCUGCACCGCAAUUCAAUAUGAUUAUGGCUGAUCAUCCAACUCAGUAUCCCGUACCUUCCUUCUCUACAUACCCCCUGAUCCCUUUAGCCACAAGGGCCAUAUCUAACUCCCUCUUAAAUAUAGCCAAUGAACUGGCCUCAGCUACCUUCUGUGGCAGAGAAUUCCACAGAUUCACCACUCGCUGUGUGAAAAAAAAUAUUCUCAACUCAGUCCUAAAAGACUUCCCCCUUAUCCUUAAACUGUGACCCCUUGUUUUGGACUUCCCCAACAUCGGGAACAAUCUUCCAGCAUCUAGUCUGUCCAACCCCUUAAGAAUUUAGUAAGUUUCUAUAAGAUCCCCCCUCAAUCUUCGAAAUUCUAGCGAGUACAAGCCGAGUAUAUCCAGUCUUUCUUCAUAUGAAAGUCCAGACAUCCCAGGAAUCAGUCUAGUGAACCUUCUCUGUACUCCCUUUAUGACAAGAAUUCCUUUCCUCAGAUUAGGAGACCAAAACUGUACGCAAUACUCUAGAUGUGGUCUCACCAAGGCCCUGUACAACUGCAGUUGAACCUCCCUGCUCCUAUACUCAAAUCCUUUUGCUAUGAAUGCUAACAUACCA
This is a messenger RNA of Leucoraja erinaceus (little skate), 7907 nucleotides long. RefSeq lists its product as uncharacterized. The transcript has 2 exons. The coding region runs from base 2420 to 3088 and encodes 222 amino acids. Lineage: Eukaryota; Metazoa; Chordata; Chondrichthyes; Rajiformes; Rajidae. The record is from RefSeq and is a predicted model, not a curated record.